CGAGAUACAUCCAAUCUACAUGGUGGGUACAUCCAUACCGAUGGUACCCUGGUGCAAUUGAGAUUACCUACUUCAAGCGAGACAUCCCAGCAUCCCACUGACCACCUACCCAGGCACCUCUCUAACUUCCUGUGCGCCUCUGCUUAUUUCAAUCAGGGGCUAAUAACCCACUCUCUCUCUCUUUCUCUCUCUCUUGUCCCCAGCCCGAGUUGCCGAUGCGAUCUCUGCAUUCCUACCGCUCUCGUCGAGCCCAACGAUCAAGCCCUCUGUACCUACGUAGCGAGAUCCGGGGCGCAGGUGAAUCAUGAGGCCGCAGCGAACGCCGGAACGGAGCAGCUCGGCAUCCGCCGGCCCCUCUGCCGCUAGUCCUCACACGACUCGAUCCGUGUCGCGGAAACGUAAAGCCACCACUCCGCUCUGGGAGUCCGAUAGCGACGACGAUUAUUACGAGUACGACGACGAUUAUUACGAGUAUGACGACGAUUAUUACGAGUACGAUGACGAGGCGAAGCCCUCCGAGCCCAAGAAGCAGAAGACCGUCGCCACCGUCGAGCGACGGCUAAAAAGAUUCCUCCCCUAUCCGCCCUACCACUUUGACGUCGUCUACCAGCGCGCCACCUCUCAGCGGUUUUACGUCCUGGGGCGGACGCGCUGCGGCACGGCCGAGUGCCCCGAGGAAUCGGUCGAGCUCACCGGCUCCACCGGCAACAUCUACACCGUCCGCAUCGCGCGGGAGCCUGCCUGCACCUGCCCCGACGCCGCGAGGGGCAACCACUGCAAGCACAUCGUAUACGUCAUGGCCAAGGUCCUCCGCGCCCCCUUCGACCUCGUCUACCAGCUCGCGCUCGUCGCCGCGGAGCUGCGGGAGAUCUUCGCCGGCGCUCCUCCCCCCGCGGACGCUAGCAGCGACCGGGAUCGCUCGGGUGCCGACGAGGCACCCGGGGCCCGCAAGGUCCUCGAGGGCGACUGCCCGAUCUGCUACACGCCGCUCGACGGCGCCGAGGACAGCGUGUAUUGCCGCGCUUCUUGCGGCCAGAACAUGCACCAGGCGUGCUUCCAGAUGUGGGCCGUGACGGCGCGCGCGAGCGGCGGCGGCCAGGUCACCUGCCCCAUGUGCCGCGCUCCGUGGGCACAAGGUGCCGACGGAAACGUGCUCAGAGACAUCAAGGAUAGCGGCGUCGUCGGCAGCGAGGGCUACGUCAACGUCGCCCACGAGCUCGGCAUCAGCUGUCAUCGGGGUCCCCGGGCCAAUUACCUGUUGUGGCGUCGUUUUAACGGGUGGUAGAGGUAGUAUAGUAGGAGUCUUGCAUUUCGGCCCUCUCUGUGUGCUACUCGGCAAGUCGAACUACACGAUCUGUUUACCAAUCCGCACCCCAUCCGCCUCCUUAUCUACUAAUGGAGAACCAAGGCCCCGAUAAUAUCUAGCUAGACAAACCUGCCUCGCUAGAACUACUUAACUGAGGUGGCGUGAGUACGGAAAUUCGUCUAUCAGCGUCGUCGCAUUUACGGGUUACUGGAUAUCCUCGGAGUUUUGGCAAUGUAAUUUACACGCGUCUUUCUCGAUUCUCGCCCCCCCCCUUCUCUGGGUACACGGUCCCAUGUGUAUAUAUACAAGGCUACUUAUUCACUCAGUUGCUACUAGUAGCGCAGUUUCGAACUACUAAGGGAUGCCUAUUUAAUCCAACCUUAUCACGUACCCGUCCCUCGUCGUUUUCGGCUCCGUCUGCGAGCGCGGGACACCGUCGUGGGGUUCAACUAGCGAAACCCCUGAAAAGACAAAUGAAAAGAAC
Messenger RNA from Durotheca rogersii, 1790 nucleotides. RefSeq lists its product as uncharacterized. The transcript has 5 exons. Lineage: Eukaryota; Fungi; Ascomycota; Sordariomycetes; Xylariales; Xylariaceae. The record is from RefSeq and is a predicted model, not a curated record. Gene Ontology annotation, molecular function: zinc ion binding; ubiquitin protein ligase activity. Bases 305 to 1285 code for a protein of 326 amino acids.